Molecule: messenger RNA, 11851 nt
Organism: Melanotaenia boesemani (Boeseman's rainbowfish)
Lineage: Eukaryota; Metazoa; Chordata; Actinopteri; Atheriniformes; Melanotaeniidae
Gene: apobb.1
Product: apolipoprotein Bb, tandem duplicate 1
Exons: 30
Coding region: 240-11624 (3794 amino acids)
Biological process (GO): cholesterol transport; triglyceride mobilization; cholesterol homeostasis
Cellular component (GO): mature chylomicron; low-density lipoprotein particle; very-low-density lipoprotein particle
Molecular function (GO): cholesterol transfer activity; low-density lipoprotein particle receptor binding
Source: RefSeq, a predicted model, not a curated record
UGGUAAAUGUGUUGUCUGGCUUCAUUUUGGGCGGUGGAAGCACAACAACAAGCAUCUAAAGCUGACCACAUACAAUCCUGAGGGUGCAGUGGACUUUGAGCGUUCAAAGCUCUGUCUGUGCCUCCCAGUCCUCUGACAAGAGUUCAACUGACGGUAUAAAACGUUCAAGCUCAGGCUGAGACAUCAGUCUCAUCUGAGUACUCGCCAACCUCGAGGGAGAGAGCUUCAAGGAUCCCAUCAUGGGGGACUCAAAGCUCUGCCUUUUGCUGCUCCUCAGCACAUCUGCCUUGGCUUUUGCCCAAGGUGAAGGACAUCCAACCUGUUUACUGGCCCAAAGGUACAAAACCCUGCACAAAUAUCAAUACCAGUAUGAGGCUGAAUCUCUGAAUGCUAUCAACGGAGCUUCACACCUCAAGAAUGGACCAAAGGCCUCCUGCAAGGUUGAAAUCGAGGUGCCACAGACUUGUAGCUUCAUCGUCCGCACCACCGGCUGCAUGCUGAGUGAGGUGGUGGACGUGGACGCAGAGGGCAACCCUGUGUUCCGUCCUGCUUCCUCCUCUGACACCUUUGCUGCUGAAAUGGAGAAACAUCCUCUGAAGGUUGUGGUUGAAGGUGAGUACGAUGUCAAACUGUACCCUGAGGAUGGAGAGACAACAACUAUCCUGAACUUCAAGAGGGGUAUCAUCUCUGCCCUGGCUGUGCCUCUCCUGGAGGAAGAAAAGAACAAGCAUAUGCCCACCAUCCACGGCAAGUGCAAAACCCAAUACAGCAUUAACACCAGAGAGGACAUUGCAACUGACAUCACCCUGAACAGGGAUCUGUCCAGAUGUGAUCAAUUUGUGCCAAUGAGAGAUCACAACAGCCCCCUGGCAAUUAUCAGUGGCAUGCACUACCCUCUUGCUCAGCUGAUCAGAAGCUCCCAAACCUGCAAUUACAAAUUUGACAAUGAGAAAAAGCACAUGACCUCUGGAUCCUGUACUGAGAACCACAUCCUCAUCCCCUUCUCACACAAAGGAAAAUAUGGAGUUACCAAUGUUGGAAAGCAGGAGAUUUCUCUGAUUGACGUUUCUGCCUACAAUGACAGAGUCUUUGAGCACAGUGACAUCGUUAAGGAGCUUCACAUGGAAACUGUUGAAGACAAGAGUGCCAUCCAGGAUAAAGAAGCAGCUCUGAAUCUUAUAAGAGAACUGGCUGGGCCUGAGAUUGAGGGUGAGAAGAGGGCCCACCUCUUCCAAUCAAUUGUCUCCAUGGUCCGUGGAAUGAAGACUGAAACUCUGAGAGAUGCCCUCCCUGAGGCUAUUGGAGUUUCCCGCUUCCUGACCUACCAGAUUCUGGCCCAGUGCGGAACCCCAGAGUGCAGCAGUGCUAUCAUGCAGGUCCUCAGGACCUUCGACACCACCUCCCUGGAAGUUGACGCCACUAUUUUUGCUCUGGGACUGAUGUCCAACCCUUCUGGCCUCUUAAUCCAUGAUAUGCUCGAGAUGGCCAAAUACAAACACAGCAAGCCCAUCAUGUAUGCGCUGAGCAAUGUUGUUAAGAGGUUUUACAAAGCUGAGGGAAAACUGAUUCCUGAGAUUCAUUCUGUUGCUGAGUUUAUGGCUGCUGAGUUGGGCGACUGUACUGGAGACCAGGACCAGACUUUCAUGACACUGAGGGUGAUUGGAAACAUGGCUCCAGCUGUGAUUCCAGCUGGUCCUGCACUCAAACAAGCUGUGAUCCAGUGUGUGAAGCAAACUGCAGCUACCCACAGUGUGCAGGAAGCUGCUAUCCAAGUUUUCAGGCAGAUUCCAGUUCCUCAUGAGGACAGAGAGGUGUUCAUGCAUGUGAUUUUGGACAAGGGUGAGCCUGUGCAAGAGCGCAUUGCUGCAUAUCUGGUUCUUAUGAAGGACCCUCAGCCAAGUGAGCUCACCCAGCUGGUUCACACUUUGCCCAGUGAUGAAGACCAACAAGUCAAGAGCUUUUUCAUCUCUCACAUCACCAACAUUUUGUCCUCAACUGACCAUGAAACCCAAGAACUGAGACAGAAGAUCCAUGAGGCACUGCAGGGUAAUGAGAUUGGCACUAUUAUGGACCCCAUCAGGUAUUCUCGCAACUACAAGAUUGGCUCCUUGGAGGGCAACAUGAUCUUUGAGGAUGCCAGCUACUUGCCCAAGGAGGUCAUGCUUGACAUGACUCUAAAGGCUUUUGGCUUUGAGAUUGACAUGAUGGAGUUCGGUAUGGAAGGCAAAGGAUUUGAGCCAACUGUUGAUGCCCUGUUUGGAGAGGACGGAUUCUUUCCCGACACUGCCCUGAAGACAAUGUACUUUGUCUCUGACAACAUGCCAGACUCAGUCAGUGAGAUCCUGCACAACAUCAUGCCUGCUCUGAACAGGAACAGGAUGAGGAGAGAGGUCUCCCAGAACCUGAUAAAGGAGAUUGGACAAAACCUCCACAAACUAGUGACAGACCUGAAGGCUGCAGAGUCUCCAGAGGCAAUGGUUUAUGUGAGACUCCUGGGAAAUGAGCUGGGAUAUCUGAGGACCAAUGACAUUGAGGAGUUGACCUACUCUGCCGGCAUGAUGAUUGACAGCAUGUUGAAGAUGUUCCCACAUGAUGUAAUGAAGGCCAUUUUAACCAGGCAUGACAGCUCAAUCUUUGCCCAUUACAUCUUCAUGGAUAAUGAGUUCUUCCUGCCUACUGUCACUGGUGUGCCUCUGAAAAUUGCACUGUCUGGUACUUUUGCUCCUGGUUUCAAAGGCGGACUUGACAUUUCUCGUGACAUGAGCACAGUGGCCUUUAUGCCAUCUGCUGGCAUUGAGUUUGUCACUCAGAUUGGCUCCCACAUCCCUGAAUAUGUCAACUCUGGUUUGGAGAUGCACACCAACAUUUUCCAUGAGAGUGGAGUCACUGCCAAGAUCUCCAUGGCACGUGACCAUGUGAAGCUGACCAUUCCUUCUCCAACAAAACCUACCAAGCUUAUCAAAAUGACGAACACCCUGGUGGCAGUGGUUGGAUCAGAAGUGAAGACUAUCACUCCUCUGGUGAUGGACAAGGUUGAUGUUGAUGAGUGCACCCCAGUCUUUGCUGGAAUGAAAUACUGCACUGCUCUGCAGUACAUCGACGCUUUCUCUGAUGAAACUGCUCCUUACUUCCCCUUCACCGGAGACAGCAAAUUUGCUGUGGAGCUCCACCCUACUGGUGAAGUCACUGAGUACACAGCCACUGUUGCCUACGAGCUCCUCAAGGAGGGAGAAGAGGCCCGGCAGAAGGUUGACAGUCUGAAGUUUAUUCUGCGAGCUGAAGGUGCAGAGCCCACUGAAGCUACAGCAGUCAUGAAAUACAACAGAAGGAAGAAUGUGAUCUCAGCAGACAUCCACAUCCCUGACUAUGACGUGGAGGCUGGGCUCAGGCUGGGCGUUGGAAACACCAAGAGCAAAGGAACUCACUCCAUCUCUCUUGACUUUAUAAACAAGAACAUCCUACAGCUCUCCCUGGUUGGUCGUGCCAAUCUGAAGGCCAUGAAGGAAGGUAUGCUAGAAGUCCAGCUUCUGGUGCCCUCAAUCAAUGCUGAUGCCACCGUCACAGCCAAACUGAAACGAGAUGAAGAACUGGAGCUGGAACUUGAGAGUGAAAUCAAGCUCAUGGAUGCCAUCUCUGAGCAGAAAAUUGAAAUUAAAUAUGAUGGCAGCAAGAUUGAGGCUGAAAUCCAGACUGAUAUGAACACAAAGACCGCCUCCCUGCCAAAUGGCAAAUUUAUUGAAGAGUAUGGCAAUGAGAUUCUUGACAUGCAGGUGGGGCAGACCGACAUGAAAGUCCGUCACAUCUUCAGGAAGUUUGUGGAGGCCGGAAACAACUACAUGGAAAAGUAUGGUGCUCAAAUGUUCCCUUACAUGCAGAACUUCAGACUGCCCGAUAUCCCUGACAUGUCCAUGCCAGAGAAACUAUUCCUGAACACUGAUUCAAAGGCUGUCUACUACUUUAACAAUGAGUACUUCACAAUUAACAUCCCCCUGCCUCUUGGAGGAAAGUCAACAGAUGAGCUUAACUUCCCACCAGUUCUGACCACUCCCAGUUUUUCUCUUCCCAAGUUUGGGCUGGAAAUUGUCUCCAUGGAGAUCCCCAUCCCAGAGCUGGUUGUUCCAGAGAGCCUCACGCUGUCAAUUCCUUUCUUUGGCAAAGCUGAGUUUUCAACAAUGAUGACAAGCAACCUCUAUGAUUUGGAGGCCUCAGUGGCUGCUGGCAAGGAUGUUGUGGAGCCACCAAGCUACUCAGCUAGGUUUGAUGUGAAAGGAACUUCUCCAAUUGAUAUCCUCUCAGUAGCAGUUGAAGGCUCUGGACUGGUUGCCACCACUGAUUCUAUCAAGGCCCAUGUGAAAGGUUCUUUGAGCCAUAAAUUCAUUGAAGCCAGUAUUAGUAUUGAAGAGGAUGCUGCCAUCACAGAUAAGGUUAAUGUGAAAUCUAUCAGCAACAUAGAAGCCAGAAGUCCAUUUGGUUUUGACAUUAAAGUAGAGCACACUGGUAUGGCUGGAGCCAGUACUGAUGAAAUUACUGCUGACAACAAGUUUGAGGGAAUGUUCAAGGCUGGACCAAUGUAUAGCAAGACAAUUUCAACCCAGUCAUUUAACAUCUUCCCCUUCAGGCCAGAAGCAAAGAUUGAGUCUAGUGUUCAGUUUGACUCUACUUUUGUAAAAGCCCAGAACACAAUUGCAGCCACCCUUGCCAAAGGCGAGUUCUUAUUUGAGUCUAACACCAAGGCCUUUGAAGAUCUCUUUACCCAUGUUGCCAAGCUUUCUUUUAAAGACAACAAGCUUUCUAUGAAAUGUGAAGCAAGUGCCCUUGCUCUUGGCAUGAAGAUCCACAACCAGGCUGAAGCUGCUGUUGGUGCUGGUGAGAUUGUCAUCAGGAUUGAGACAAAUGGAGACCACUCUGAAAACCGUGUUUACUCCCUCACGACUGCCUCUCUUGAUGUUAAUGGUCUGAAUGUUAACUGUGAUGCCAAUGUGAAGCUUCUUGAGAAUGAGGCAAUGCACAAGACCACCCUGAAAAUGAACAAGGAUGGUUUGACCACAAGUGGAACAACUACCAUCCAAAGCCCCCUGUCCUUUGAAAACACUUUUAAUGCUGGACUUGACACCACAAAGGGGACUCUGUCCAUUAUCAACAAGGCUGCAAUGUUUGACAUGAAGUUUGAUAAUACCAACACUAUGGCCAUAACUCUAUCUAGCUUUGACUUCAACUCAAAGGCUGAAGUCACUGCAAGUGAGUAUGCCUCUUACACCCAGGACAUCACCUUUGACCUAAAGCCCUACACUGCUUCUGCAAAUGUGAACAACCACCUCAAAUUUCUGGUUGCCAACUUCAUUAAUGAGGCACAGCUACAGGCAGAGCUUUACAAGAUGGACAUAACUGGAAGCAUGAAGGCCAUGUUUGGCGAGGAAGAGAUCAAGCACACCUACCAGAUCAAUUAUGCUGAUUUGACUGCCAGUGCAAAGUGUAGUACCACUGGAAAACUCCUUGGCACUCAGAUGAACCACAACACUGAACUUGAAAUUAUUGGCCUUGCUGCCAGAUUCAACAAUAAUGCCCGCUUUAACUCCCAACCAAUGCGCUUUGACCACACCAUUCGUUGCAGCAUUGUUCCUUUUGAUUUCAACCUUGAUGCUAUCUUCAAUGCCGAUGGAGACAUGACCUUGUACGGAAAGCACAGUGCCCAGCUCUAUGGCAAGUUUCUACUCAGAGCACAACCCCUGGUUUUUGCCAGCUCACAUGAAUGCAGAGCAUCCGUGACCCAACAGCUAGAUAACGGCUUUUCUCUUGAAACCACAUAUGACAACAAAAUGGAUACCGUUAUGUCCCUACAGGAGCAGAAGACCAGAUUCAGAAUAAAGUCUAAAAUGAAUGAGCAUGCCUUCAGUCAGAACUUUGAAGUUUAUAACACUCCUGAGACAAUUGGAGUUGAGGUCUCUAGCACCAUCCUCACAAAUAUAAUCAACACAGCCUCUAAAGAUAACCAGGAGUUGAGCAUUUCUGGCUUCUUCAAGUAUGACAAGAACACAGAAAGUCAUACAAUUCAGUUCCCUCUGAUUGAAAGUCUACCUGUCUUUUUGGAAGGCAUCAAAGAAAUUGUUGUGCAUGUGGCAGAGGCUUUGCAUGGCUUCAUCAACUAUGAGGGCUUAAGGGAUGCUAUUGAGAAUUUCCCCGACCAAGUCAGUGACUUUGCAGCUCGUAUGGAUUUCGAAGACAAAGUAUUUAAACUGAAGCAGUAUUUUAGUGACCUCCCCCAAACUAUUGUCAUCUCCAUAGAAGAUGUGGAGGUUUCUUUGGGAAAUCUUAAGACUGCUAUUGAGAAACUACCGGCUGAUCUCUAUGUUUACAUUCAAUACUAUUCUGUUUUGAUCAUGGACUUUAUUAAUAACAACAAGUUCCUUGAAAACGUCAUCCAGAAAACUCAGGAAGGUCUGAAGACAAUUAUUGAGAGUAAUGACAUCAAGGCUGCAAUUGUGUAUGUGAUUGAUACCAUCAGAGAGAUGAUCAAUAACAUUGACCUGGAAAAACUAAGAGGCAGCAGCAUAGCAUUCCUGGAAGACAUUGAGGACAAGUAUGAAAUCAAGGCUGCUCUACAGUCUAUCAUGAUUGAGGUUAAACAUUCAGUUGAGAGAUUUGAUUUGGUUAAAUUUAUUUCUGAUCUGAAACGUUUCAUUACAACCAUAAAUAAAAUUCUCAUUAGGGAAUAUGUGGCUAUCCCUCUCGAACAGUUUUCCUAUAAAAUCACAUAUUUCACCAAAAAAAUUAUUCAGGACUUUGACAUUGCUGGUAAGAUCAGCACAUUCUUUGCCAAGAUGAGAGAGUUGUUUGUACAUUUUGAGGUUGACCAAAAGCUACAGACUGUUUUGGAAAAAGUUGUGGACCUCAUUAAACAAUUCAAGAUUGAAGAUAGCAUGAAGGCUGUUGUCCAAAUGGUGAAGAAUUUAGACAUCCCUACCAAAUUCCAGGAUGCCAUCACUUACUUGAAAACAACAGACGUUAAGGAUAUCAUCGACCAUCUCAGCGUGUAUAUUGAAACUAUCGUGCAAAAGCUGAAGUCUCUGGAUUACAAUGACUUUGUGGAUCAUGCCAAUCAAGUUAUUGCUGAAUACACAACUCAAGUGAAUGAGAUGAUCAGGACUCUUGAAAUUCCCCAUAAGCUUGAGGCAACACGAGAAUUCAUCAACACAAUCAUAACCUCUAUUCAUGGCAUUGUAGAAGGCCUGAGAGAAUUGAAAGUUGCAGAAAUUAUUAAAAAAGCAGAGGAUUUCUUUGAACAGUUUGUGUGUGAUCCCCUUAAGAUCUCUGCUAAAUACAUUAAGGAUGACAUCAUAAAUCUGGAUUUCACAGCUGAAAUCUCUUCUUUUAUACAAUUUGUGGGCAAAAACUACAGAGAGGCCAUGAAAGACAUCAUCCAAAUGUUCAGCUUUUUUGUUCAUAUAGUCAAGGAUGUGUUACCUGACCAGAAAAUCAUCAGUGAGAUUCAGCAGAUCCUCGAUGGGCUCCUUACUGAACUGAUGCAAGCUGAGAUCAGCACGCCCUCCUUCACUCUUCCUCUUACGGAUCUUGUUGUGCCUUCCAUGAAAUUCAAAAUGGAUUCAUGGAACCAGUUUGUACUGCCAACACAACUUGACAUCCCUGAGUUUACCAUCAUGGGUGUCUACACCAUGAAAGCAACCACACUUUCCUAUGAUAGCAUCAAGCAGAAAAUCAUUGAACUCAUUGAUUUCAUUGUAAACUUUAAGAUCAGCAUGUUUGAUGCAGAUGCCAUCUUUGGAGACCUGACUUUGAACUAUUUCCCUGCCCUGCCUGAGAUCACCUUGCCAGAGAUCACGCUUCCUGAGCUUACAUUCCCUACCAUCCCUCAAGUUCCUGUAGAAAAGCUUGUUAAGUCUCUUAGGGUUCCUAAGAUCAAGCUGCCCACCAUUCCAGCUGAGAUCAUGGUCCCAGGCUUUGGUAGACUCCGUGGCGAGAUCAAAUUCCACUCUCCCAUCUUUACAGUCAAGACAAAUGUAGAGUUCCAGAACUCCACAGAGACUCAAAUGACACCUCUGUUCACAGGAUUCUUCACUUCCCAAGGCACAUCUCCAAGCUGGGAAAUCCUCAAUUACAACCUUGACACCACUACUCGCAUUUCAAUGCCCAAAAUGAAGCGCAUUGUUCUUGCAGAGACUGUCAAGUUUACCCAUGCUGCUCUUGGAGCUGAACACCAGGGAUCUGUCACGCUCUAUGGCAAAUCUGCUCAGGCGCAAGUAAAGACCACAAUUAAGGUUUCUACCACACCUUACACUGCUGACUUUAGUAACACAGCCUUUAUUGGUGUGGAAGGAGGAAUGACAGGCACUGUUGAUACAUCUUACUCUCAUGUAAUGAACAUUCCAAUUGCUAAUGUCAGAAAUGAGGUCACCGUAACCCAGAAAUCAAUUGUUCGCCAAGAAGGCUUCGCCUUUACUUUGUCAGCUGAUCAUACAGGCACAGGGAAGUUUAAUGGUCAUGAUGGCAACCACAACAGCAAGUUCCUUAUCUCAUGCAGCCCCAGCAUUGUCAGUCUUACAUUUUCUGGCGACACAGAAUCUGAAAUUUUCAAGAUGAAACAGCAGGUUACAGCUGAAAUUGGCACCUUUAGCCUUAAAUUCAAUAUCCGCAAUGAAGCAGAGGCCCCAUGCAUCAGGAACAGUCUCAUUGUGGCAACUGGAUAUGCCAGCCUACAUGAUAUGAAGAUUGAAAUGAAAGCUAACCAUGACACAGAACUGCAUGGUGCAGACACUGGCAGCUUCUCCAAUGCAAUCAACUUCAUAAUCCAUCCUGUGGAGUUUAACUUUGAGUUCCAAAACAAAGGAAAUGCCAAAGUCAACAUUUUCAGAUCCCUGACUGCUAAGAUAGACCUGCAGAAUGAUUACUUGGUCAACUUCAACCAUGACAGCCAAAAAAUGAACACACUCUUCCUGGCUCGCCUCAAUCAGUACAAAAUGCUCACCAACUUUACUCUUGAGAAUGACAAAGAUAAAGCUGGUGUCUUUGUUGCCAUGGAUGGUGAGACUAAUUUGGACUUCCUAAAAUAUCCCAUCAGCAUUCCUGAGAUUGACCUGCCUUUUGUUGAAUUCCAUACUCCAGCUAUCAGUGAUCUGAACCUCUAUGAGCAAACUGGACUGCAGAACAUUUUGACAACUACUGAACAGACUGUUGAUGUGGAUGCCAAGAUUGUUUACCAGAAAAGCAAGGCUGCCCCAAUUGUGAUGGGUCUGAUUCCUUCCAUUGGUAACCUGAUCACAGACCUGUCUUUCAAGUCUGCCAUCAUUAAUCUGAAUGCCAAUGCUGGACUGUUUCCUGAGGAUGAUCUUGUGUUCCGCCUGAGUGCCUCUACUGCCUCUGUGUUUGAGUGUCUGAAAGCCAGAAUUGAUGGUACCACCAGUUUGAGCACGAAGAGGGGAAUCAAGUUGGCCAACUCCCUGUCCCUUGUCAAUGACCACAUUGAAGGCAAUCAUGACAGCUCAUUCACGAUGAGUGCUGAGACCUUUGAAACUGCUGUCUCUGUUGCAACAGUUGGAAAGAUUGUUUCCCCUGUAUUCAACCUGGAAGCAAGCCAAAAUCUUAAUGCAGACACCAAGUCUAAAGCAAACGCUCUCUCCACCUUUAAGAUCAAGGGGGAUAUCAACAUGCCAAUGAUCAAAACUGUUGGCGAGGCCAGUGCAGACCACAAUCUGAAGCUGGAAGGAACCUUUGAAUAUGUUUCCAUGGAGUCAACCAUAAAAACAAGCAUGGGGGGCACAGUAUUUGAAAAUUAUCUGGUUUUAGGAGUCCUGGAUAAUGAAGCUAAUUUCUACUUGAAUAAAGAUGGCCUCCGCUCUACAUCCAAGAUUAUUGGUGAAGCCAGGCUUAACAAUGGAGAGACCAAAGUCCUUAGCAUGGGUGGAAGCAACAAUUUGGCCAUUGAAGCCUCCAUGGGUCGUGUCUAUGUAGACCUAAUGCAUGUUUGCAACAAUGAGGCAAACCUCUUUGACUUCACCACCAAAGGAAAGCAUCUUGCCCAGGCUAAAAUUGACUUUGCACCUAUCUCCUCAUUGAAAGCUGAUUUUGAGAUUGAUAUGACCCAGCCAUGCAGCUUGGGUGAAUUUAAAUUCUUUGAGAAGACUGUUGCUGAAAUGACCCCAUCUAACCAGAAGAUCUCCAAUAAAGUCAAGUUUGUUAGCCCAGUUUACACCACAGAUAUGGAUGUUGAGGUGGAGGGCAAUGCACCAGUCCUCAAGAUUGUGUUUAAAUCCUCUGCCACCUCUGCUUUUGUGGUCUUGGAAUACAACUUGGAUGCUUCCAGCACUCUCAACUUUGAGAAUGACCUUCUGAACAUGGUUAACAAGCUUGUCCUGACACAUACUGACCUGACCAUGGAUGUCAGCCACACCAUUGCUCAAGCCCUAAGGAGAAAGCGUCAAGCUGAUGAAAGUGUCUCUCGCCACACAAUGAAUGUAGACGUCACCAGUCCUACUUUUACUGAUAUGAACCUUCGUUAUGCUGCACACAGAGAUGCUAUUAGUGCUUCAGUUUCUAGUCCUUCUGCUGGCUUCCUUGGCCUUCAAUUUAAUGGAAAAUUCUUGUCCCAGAUGAAUGCCAGAUUGUAUUUCCGUUUGCCUUCUGCCCCAGAAGCUGAUAUUAACAUCCUGGUCAUCAGAACGUCUAAGGAUGCUGAUAAGAUAAACCUGCAAAUUGUCUACGUCAUGGAGUCAAUUGAGGCAAUGCUCAAUGAGCUCAAGGGAAAACUUCCCUCUAUCAUGUCUUCAGCUAAAGCAUUUGCUGACAAGUACCACAUAACAGCGAACUUGGUGAUACUGAGGGACUUUUUCAUUAACUACAUCAACGAAGCCUAUAACAUUGCAACCAACUAUGAUGCUCAAAUGAGCCAGCUGUCAAUUUUCUUCAGGAACACUGUUACUCGGUACCAGAAAACUAUUCAGACCUUCUUUGAUGCUAUCAUUAAGGUAUUUAGGGAGACUCGCUUCAAACUCCCAGGGUCUGGUGAGUUGACCACUCUCCCUGAGCUCCUGAAGAAGCUGACCAGCAGCAUUGCUAAUAUGCUAGGUGUAACAGUCAAAAUGAUCCGUGAGCACACUGAAGAGUAUUACGACUACUUUGUUCAGAAGAUAAGCAAUGUCAAAGUACAAAUGCCAGUUGGUGAUGUGAUUACUGGAGGUCAGGUGAUUGAUCAGGUCAAAAUAACUAUCAGAAAGAUCUCUGAUGAAGUGGUGGACAUUGUGAAAAACAUGGAGAGUCUUGACACUAUGCUAGAAAAGAUUAGUGAGACCCUGAAGGCUGUUGUUGAGAAAACACAGGAAUUUGUUGACACAGUCAAGUCUGACUAUCUAGAUGCAGUGUUCAUGAGCAUUAAUCAAGUCUAUCGUGAGUUUGUGAAAGCCAUUAAGAACAUAGCUGACCAGAUUCCUGCUUUCAGCAUGGAGGAAUUCCAGAGAGUGUGUGAGUCCAUUUUGGACAUGAUCAUAACUAAGAUGGCCAAUAGCAAUUUAGCUGUGAAUCAUAUUUUGCAGCAGGCUUCAGAGGAAACAAAAGAGUACAUUAAAGUUACAGAUGGAAACUUUGAGCUUAACUUUCCAUUUUACUUUCAGCAUUAAGUAACCUCAGCAGACUGGAGGCUAAAGCUUGCAUGAGACGUCACUUUUUCAGCACAAAAAUAUGGACAGUUUAACAAUAUUUAUAGCAAUGUGUGUCAUAGAGACACCUGUUCUACCAUUUUAAUUGUCACAGUUUGUUCCGUUAAAACACUGAACAUGUAAUAUUAAAUGAUACUCAUCUUUCAAACAAAGAGAGUGAGAGAAAAAAUAAAUGCUAUUAAAUACAA